GUGUUACGUGCUGACGCAAGAUGUAUAUGAGCGCACGCGGCGGGAUCUCUUUCCCUUUUAGCGCCAUCAGAGCGGGACCCUCGCGCUGUUCACUGCGCAGCAGCACCGCAGAUCCAGACGGACCUCUACACAUCGGGCUCUCGGAAACCAAACGGUGAAACAACAUGGCAGAUCUUGACAAUAAAGACCAGGCUGAGAUGGACCCAGCAGAUAUGGAGGAUGUUGAAGAGGUGGAGGAAGAGGAAACCGGGGAAGACAACAGCAAAGCACGUCAGCUGACGAUGCAGAUGAUGCAGAACCCUCAGAUUCUCGCGGCGCUCCAGGAGAGGUUGGACGGGCUCGUGGGAUCCCCCUCAGGGUACAUGGAGAGCUUGCCGAAGGUGGUGAAGAGACGCGUUAAUGCCUUGAAGAACCUCCAGGUCAAAUGCGCCCACAUCGAAGCCAAGUUCUACGAAGAAGUGCACGAGCUAGAGCGAAAAUACGCCGCUUUGUAUCAGCCUCUCUUCGACAAGCGGAGUGAAAUCGUGAGGGCAGCAUACGAACCCACAGAUGAAGAGUGUGAGUGGAAACAAGACGAAGAGGAAGAGCUGACCGUAAGUAAGCAGGAGGAAAUGAAGGAAAAAGCCAAAGUGGAGGAAGAGAAGAAAGACGAGGAGAAGGAAGACCCUAAAGGAAUCCCAGAGUUCUGGCUCACAGUUUUUAAGAACGUCGAUCUUCUCAGCGAAAUGUUGCAGGAACAUGAUGAACCAAUCCUUAAGCACUUACAAGACAUUAAAGUCAAGUUCUCCGAUGCAGGCCAGCCGAUGAGUUUCACUCUAGAGUUCCACUUUGAGCCCAAUGAAUUCUUCACAAACACACUCUUGACAAAGACCUACAAAAUGAGGUCUGAGCCAGACGAGUCGGAUCCCUUCUCUUUCGACGGGCCGGAGAUCAUGGGCUGCACAGGGUGCUCGAUCGACUGGGUUAAGGGCAAGAACGUCACAUUGAAAACCAUUAAGAAGAAACAGAAACACAAGGGACGUGGCACAGUCAGGACGGUCACAAAGACGGUCCCCAAUGAUUCAUUCUUCAAUUUCUUCUCUCCACCUGAAGUUCCUGAAGGAGGCGAAAUGGACGAGGACUCAGAGGCCGUGUUAGCAGCAGACUUUGAGAUCGGUCACUUCAUCCGCGAGCGAAUCGUGCCCAGAGCGGUGCUGUACUUCACCGGCGAGGCCAUCGAAGAUGACGACGAUGACUAUGAUGAGGAGGGCGAGGAAGCCGACGAUGAGGAGGGUGAAGAGGAGGCAGAUGAGGAGAACGAUCCAGACUAUGAGCCCAAGAAGGAUGCCAAGCCUCCAGAGGAGUGCAAACAGCAGUGAUGAUGUCAGCGCCACCUUCAGGAUCCCCUACACUGUAACGGCUGAGAAACAAACAUAGUCACCGCCUUACAAUGUUUUGUAUUUUUCUUGGUAGAGAUAAUUGAAAAAAAUAAAGGGUUUCAAGAUUUUUGUUACAAAAAAAAAAAAGAGAAAAAAAACCAACUUAACCUAUCGAGAGCCGUGGCUCGUGACGCAUAGUAUUUUACUAGACCGGUUUCUUUCGUUUUCCUUUUCCUCUGAAAAAAAACAAAACAAAAAAAUAGUUAGAAUGCAGAAAAUCCCCCGAAGCAUGACAUUCGUUUCUUCACCGCUAAACUAGUUGGGUUCUCGUCAAGUGUUUUGUAUUGCUCUUAGACAACAGCUGUGGAAAGACGGUUUACAGGAACAGCAUCCGGAGUGAUUCCCGAGAAACAGGCGCUCAUUUAUUCAAUCAACAUUCCACAAAAACCUCACCAUUUUUGAUUUCGGAUGCCGUUUAAAGCUUAGUGGUGACUGAUGUACAUUCCACAUCCAGUCAGUCGACGCUCUGCUGCAUGACUCCUUUCUUUUCUAUGAGCACUUUGUUUUUUCUUGUCAUGUAUCUGUAGCAUUUUUUUUUUUCCCUGUCAAUGCUUAACUUUCAAUUGGCUUGCCGUUAUUCAGGUGGGUUCUCUAGCUACACGUGUCCCGGGAUGCACUCACAACGAUCCAAGCGACCUCAUUGGAGGAUUAGACUUGGAGCAAGAGAACCUGAUUGGAGGAGCCAGUUUAGCUGGUCUCUGAUUGGCUGUUAGUGGUGUUUGGCAGGCCUAUCACUGUGAAGGGGUGCGUCUGACUGUGUGUGUGUUCAGAGGAAGGUCUUCGUCUCCUCUCACUUGUAGCGCAGGUCUGAAGCAUAUAGAGCAAUAUUUUCACCCAGAAAGCCCAAACGCAACAGUGUCCCGUGUCUCGUAGUGUGGAGCGGGGCGUUCGGGUCAUCUGUCGGUCAGUUGUGUCCGAGCGGUUCAAGCAGCAGGGGUCUUUCUGGUUCCCCUCAGCAGCUGUUGUCAAAGCAAAAUGCCAUGCUACAAAAUACUAAUGUACUCGAUAACUGUACGUGGACGUAUAUUCAUGAAAAAUAAAUUGGUAAAAUGUGCAA
Molecule: messenger RNA, 2475 nt
Organism: Carassius auratus (goldfish)
Lineage: Eukaryota; Metazoa; Chordata; Actinopteri; Cypriniformes; Cyprinidae
Product: nucleosome assembly protein 1-like 1
Exons: 15
Coding region: 165-1358 (397 amino acids)
Biological process (GO): nucleosome assembly
Cellular component (GO): nucleus
Source: RefSeq, a predicted model, not a curated record